UGGUUAAAGGGUUAGGGUUAGGGUUUAGGGUAAGGACGUCCCAAUGAAUCCAGAUAGCGCUAACCUUAUUUUUAUGAGUCAUUGUGUACACAACAAUUGGUUUGUGUUGGACGCCCCGCCCAUGGAGGCGGUACCGUAUUAACUGAGAGUGAAGGAAAUCGUGUAAAGACUGGCAUCUGACAGCGCAGCAGUAAGCAACUAUAUCCACGUCCAACACGUUGUUUGCUAGAACUAUUUAUAUUUACUUGAAGUAGCCAACUGCUUCAGAUUGUUUCGAAUGGAGACCAGACAACAGGAAAGAGGACAAGGACAUAUCAGGACAGGUCUGUUAGACCCAGAGCCUGUAACAGAAGUAGAUGAAGAGAUGGUGUCAGAUGUGGACCUCAACAACACUAUGACUGAUGAAGAUAGGGAGGAAAUAUUGAGUGAACUCACAAAGUUAGAGGAAGAAAUCUCCACCCUGAGGCAAGUGUUGGCCUCCAAAGAGAAACACCACUCAGAGCUCAAAGCCAAACUGGGUAUAACACCACUCAGUGAGUUCAAACAGAACUUCAACAAGAGCUGGUAUGACAUGCAGACUUCCACUGCGUACAAAAAGACAUCGGAGACGUUGAGCACGGCAGGUCAGAAAACGUCAGCAGCGUUCACCACACUGGGAACAGCCAUCAGCAGGAAGUUUGGGGAUAUGAGAUCAAAUUCACUUGGCUACUCUAUCCGCCACUCAAUGAGCAUGCCCGCUAUGAGGAACUCGUCCAGUUUCAAGUCCUUCGAGGAGAAGGUUGAAUGCACCGUUUCCAACAUAAAGCAGACCAAGGUGGGAAGCCAAGGGGGUGGAGGGAGUUUUGAGGAGGUGUUGUCUUCAGCCGCCCACGCCAGUGCCCACGCCAGUGCCCAAGAAACCCCCAGUAACAACAUGCCCGAGAGCAGUGAUCAUGAGAGGACCUGCUAGACCAGUCUGAACCACUCAACUACCUCCCCAGACCAGGAUUAGCACUCUACUGCCCCUUACUGGCCCAGAGGCCACAUUACAUUUCCUGAUGUGGAGUGUAUGACAUAGGCCUAUCUACCCAAAGCCCCAUCAAGUACCAACACAAAUGUGUAUUAUCUACCUGCUACUUAGCUUUAUAUGCAUUUCCAUACAACAUUAAAAAGAAAGAUUGUGAUACUGUAAAGUACUCCUGUCCUUGAUAUUUCAUUUCUAUGAUUACAUCUAUUAGCUUUUUGUAUUAAAAUGAGUCUGUCCCGUUUAUAUCAAAUGUAUUUGAAAAACAAAAAAUAGUGACACAUUUCUUCCCAAUACUAAAAUUACUGACGUAAAAAAUAUAUAUUGUAUUAUCAUUAGGACAUAGGGCUCUAUUCAAUCCAUAUUGUGGAAGUCCAGUGUGACAGCGUGAUACAUUUUAAAGGCAAUGUUCCUGCAUUCACGGUAAACGCUGCAUAUGUUAGCUCAAUCGGGAAAAUGUACCUUUUGCAUUUCUAUUGUGCAAUCUGUAAGGCUUCAGCAAUACACAUUGAAUAGAGCCCCUACUUUCCAAGAGUGGACAGUCAUAUAACACUAUUGGGGGGAGGGAGUUGUAUUUGAUACUUAUACUUGAAAUUGCAUGUGCUGGGUUUGUAGGCCAAUACUGCACUGUUAAUGGGGACCAAGAUGAGGCCUUGCGCUGGAAUCUACUGAAUACACUGUCACACCUUUGAAUCAUACUAAUAUCUCCUUUAUUCCAACCGUGCACUGUUUGCACAUGAGCCUUGAUAGGUGGCAGAAUGACCAUCCAGUGUAUGUAUAGGAUACACAAUUUAUGCUUAUUAUAGGUCACAGCUGUCAAGCGGUGUAGAUGCUUUGACACCCUGUGGGAUUAAAAGUUUAUUUUUUAAAUGUGUUUAUUACUGGUUAUUACUGCUAAUCUUCAAUAAUGGACCAUACAGCUGUUUUUUUUUUUCUAUUUACAUAACACUUUCUCCUUGUGUUUAUUAUUCAAAUAGUUUUUAUUGGUUUUUAACUUAACUGUGACGUUUCUUAGACAUUCAGGUCAGACAUUUACUGAUUUUAUCAAUCAGAUCAAGUGUUAACCGGCAAUAGCUGACACCCGCAUAGACUGAUGUUUUGGCGGUGUCACAAAGCCAAACCUGUCCCACUUGCGUUUGAAUUUCAGAAUUAGAAAGUGUAAGCUAACUAGGAAUAAAGUCGCUCAAAUUGAAAAUCAUUCAAACAAAAUAGAGGAUUUCUAUCAACCUAAAUGAGAUGUACUGUAGAUAACAUCUCACAUUCCAGUGUUCGAAUUUGUAAACAAGGCUGAUGGGUUUUCUCUUAAUACGACGCCAUGCAUGUCCACUGUAGGUAUAAUGCCAGGAGCCGCCUGUGGAUUUGACCCGCUCUAACAGUUCCACAUCCAUCACUGCCGAAAAAACUGCUAUGUGAAUAUACUGUGUUUUCUGCAGUAUCAUUAAAUACUUUUUUGCAAACCAA
Messenger RNA from Salvelinus fontinalis (brook trout), 2464 nucleotides. Its product is annotated as tumor protein D53 homolog. The record is from RefSeq and is a predicted model, not a curated record. Bases 278 to 949 code for a protein of 223 amino acids. Gene Ontology annotation, cellular component: cytoplasm. Gene Ontology annotation, biological process: positive regulation of apoptotic signaling pathway; positive regulation of MAP kinase activity. Lineage: Eukaryota; Metazoa; Chordata; Actinopteri; Salmoniformes; Salmonidae. The transcript is spliced from 9 exons.